Molecule: messenger RNA, 1673 nt
Organism: Erythranthe guttata (spotted monkey flower)
Lineage: Eukaryota; Viridiplantae; Streptophyta; Magnoliopsida; Lamiales; Phrymaceae
Product: heat shock cognate 70 kDa protein
Molecular function (GO): ATP binding; ATP-dependent protein folding chaperone
Source: RefSeq, a predicted model, not a curated record
CGAUGAUUAGGUUAAAUACAAGGGUAAGAAUAAAUAUAUCGGCGUCAAUCAAAUUCCUCAGUUGGUCCUGUCUAUGGUGAAAGAUCGCAACAGUCGAGUAUUAGGGCUUAUGGUGCCUGCUCAUUUCACCUUUUCUCAAAUUCCGUCGAUGGAAGCUUCCGCGCUUAGAUCAAGGGUAUGUGUUCGGAGAAUCAUCAAUCCGCCGGUCGCCGCCGCAAUUGCCAAUCGUUUGGAUCAAUGGAAUAUUCCGUUAUGAACCGUGUUGGCUUUUCAUCUCGGCGCCGAGAAUUGUGAGGUUUCUGUGUUUACUAUAGAAAAGGACUGUUACCGUAUGAAGGCCACCACCGGAGACCCCCGUUUGGGCGGAGUAGACUUCUCCAAUCGGCUGUUCAAUCAUUUUGAGGCGGAGUUCGUUUCCAAGCACGGGGAAUCAUUUUGCACGGACGAUCGAUCCCUCAGGCGGUUGAGGCAAGCGUGCGAGAGGGCCAAGAUUGCUCUUUCCAUCACCAAUAAAGCGACGGUCGAGAUCGAUUCGUUGUACGACGGCGGGACCGACUUGUGCUCCAGUAUCACGAGGGUUGGAUUCGAGGAUCUAAAUGCCGAUUUGUUUCGAAAGUGUGGUGAUUUGGUGAAAAGAUGUUUGAUGUAUGCCAAGAUUCACAAGAACCUUGUUAAUGAUGUUGUUCUCAUCGGAGGGUCCACAAAAAUCCCGAAAGUGCAGAAAAUAUUAUGUAAUUUCUUCGGUAGGGACUUGCUCUGUACGAAUAUCAACCCUCAUUUAGCGAUGGAGUAUGGGCAGAAGUUGUAUACAUACACUCAAAAGGUUAAACAAUUGGUUCUUCUUCAUUCCGCUCGGCUAAACCUGGGCAUCGAGACGAAUGGUGGAGUGAUGUCCGUUGUCGUCCCAAAAAACACCGUUCUUCCGAUUCGGAAAAAUAUAAUUUGCUCCACUUCUUCAGACGAUCAAUCCAGCGUACUAAUACAGGUGUAUCAAGGGUUGAGGCUAAUGGCUAAGGACAACAAUCUUCUCGCGAAAUUCCAGCUCAAGGGCAUCGGGCUGGGCCCGCGUGGGGCCCCGAAAAUCAACGUGUGCUUCCACGUCGAGGCCGACGGGGUACUGAAUGUGUCGGCCGAGGACAAGAUUUUCGGCUUGGAGAAUGAGAUCACGAUAACGUACAACAACGGAUGGGUGAAAAGGAAAGGUAAAACUCAGAUGGAUAAAGACGCAAGCACGUUUCGGCGUGAGGACGAAAGGGCGAGGGAGAGAGUUGAGGCGAGAAACGAGUUGGAGAACUAUGCUUACGAGAUGAGGAGAGCUUGUGUUGAGGAUGACAGGAUUCGUUCGUGUGACAGGAGCACGAUUGAGAAGUCGGUUCAUAACGUUUUGUUGUGGUUGGAAAAUAACGGGUCUGCAGCUCCAGCGGAUGUUUUGGCGAAUUCUUUGAAGGGGUUCAAGAAUUAUUGCACUCCGUUUAUUCCGAAGGGUGGUCGACGUCGUCCGAAAUUGUAUUUUGAUUUAAAUGUCUGAGAGCAGAGUGAAUCUGCAGUGGUUUGUUGAGCAAGAUUUUGAAAUACAAUAGUUGCUGCUGGUUAUAUGAUAAAUAAGAUUCUGUCAAUUUCAUCAGAUUACUUGAUUCUUCAAUUGUUCCCAACAUACUGAUUUUUUAACUGUU